Molecule: messenger RNA, 1181 nt
Organism: Baudoinia panamericana UAMH 10762
Lineage: Eukaryota; Fungi; Ascomycota; Dothideomycetes; Mycosphaerellales; Teratosphaeriaceae
Exons: 1
Coding region: 139-963 (274 amino acids)
Source: RefSeq, a predicted model, not a curated record
AUCUGAAUCGUCAACGCUAACGAGUAAAUAACCACAUUAUUCGCCAUGCAUUCAUCCAGUCUCCAUCGUGCCACAGGCUGCGCUAGGUUCCACGGACAGGAAACCGACAGCAAAGAUCGACCGCCUUGAUCUGAUAUCAUGGGUGUUGUCGUCUCCAGCACAUCAACAACAUCGCCAUUCUUCCUCACAAGCGGCAUCAUUGGCUUCGUCUCCUUCGCCUUCACGGUCGGUACGUUCCUGCGCGUGCUCUGGGUGAACAUCAUGACGCUCGGCGAAGCUCCGCACGAAGUCCACUCCUUCCUCACAAAUCUACGGACGGAGUUACAGGAGGAAAGGGCAAGUCUGAAGGUGAUGAGAAAGGUCUGCAAGCGUCGGCAACGCUUGGCUGAGCGAGGUGGAACGUACGCGAGACUUGACAACGGCCUCGACUUGGACGAUGUCACGAUCAAGACGAUGAGCGACGCGAUCAAGCACUUGAUCAAGCAAUUUAGGGAUAUCGAGAAGCCGUUUCUUGAGCCUGGCGAUCAUGGCAUAGAGGAAGGCACGAAGCGUCGGAAAAGGCGGCGGAGUAGUAGAUCAAUCAGUCCUUACGCGCAUUCACCAUACAACUCGCCUCCGGAGAAGGCGUAUGCGCGGUCAAGGACGGAUCAUGACCGGUUACCGCGUUAUGCAGACGAACGUGGAUACGAGGAUGACGAUGACGACAGAUACUGGGCUCAACGGACACGAUACGCGCACUAUUCGUUUUGGAAGCGGCUGGCGUGGAUUUCCAAGAAGCCACAAGCGCAGAACUUAUUUAGUGUUCUAAGUCGCGUGCAAACACGUCGAAUAGCGCGGCAGGUCGGUGGGCUGUCGUAUAUCAUCACUGAGUAUGGGAACAGUGCGAUAGAAACUGAGGAGAUGGUGAGGAGGAUAGAUGAGCGGAUGAAUCGUUUCGUGGGUGUGAGGAGAGCUGAUGAAUGACAGAAGCAGCAAGAUAGUAUCACUUACAGCGGCAUGUGCUCAUCCGACCAUCUAAAAAGCCUCUCGAAUCGUUUGUUUGCUCCUCAAAAAUACUUGACAACGGUUGCGGUCGAAAUCAAGGCCGACGGGCAGUAACAGCACACUGCAGCAAUCUGACACCUGCCUCCAUCCAGCACGUCAAUUGUGUCGGUUGAACUUAUCUCGGUCCACACCAGCGU